Messenger RNA from Paramuricea clavata, 2242 nucleotides. NCBI's taxonomy places the organism in Eukaryota, Metazoa, Cnidaria, Anthozoa, Malacalcyonacea, Plexauridae. The record is from the annotation of a GenBank genome assembly.
GCCAGAUCGCUUAGUAAAAGUGUUCCAAGAAUCGGAUCUCGAGUUUUUCUCCCUGCAGUAAGUAUGUUUAGAGAAGUAGUACAUCAAAAAGUAUGUUUAGAGAAGUAGUACUAACUUAAUCCUGAAAAAUUUCGUCUCAUUGCAAUAUGUCAAUCCUAUACCCAAGCUUUUGAUCGGACAGUAACGAUUUUUCGAUCGGUAAAUUUGACUCGAGUGUGUAAGUUUGAAAAGACAGACGUAUAUUUCAGAUACCGUGUUACGGAUGCUAUGAAAGUCUAUUUCGCUAGUCGCCACAUAUUCAUUUCCGAAAACAAGACUUGUAAGAAAUUGCGUUUUGGUUUUGCAAGAAUGAGGGGAAAAUUAUUCAAAUUAAUGUGGCAAAAUGAUCGGCCAUAUAUCCGCGCAGUACAAUCAAUGCAUGGCCAGCCUUAUUACAUUCUGCUCGGUAAAUGGUCUAUGGCCGACUGACCAACUCAAUAUUACCUGGAGUUAUAGUUUAAUUACUGAAAUUGAAGACGAAAAAGUAGAUUUUGGAGUCAGUCUGAGGGCUGAGUCAUGCAUGUGCGGAUUUUGAGGGGAGGUGUGCACCUCCCCUGAGAUCGUUUUGCACCUCGCCUGGGAAUUUUUGCAUUAAUACACUGAUACAUAUAUGUACACUACAUGCAUACGUCACGUCGUUGACGUUGGCCCGUUCUAAGCCCUAACUUUCCACCUCCUUCACUAUUUCCACCAAAAUCCGACAGUGGCCAUUUAUUCUUUGCAGUAGCGUACACUUUGUCUUUGCGAAAUAUUAUGGUGGCUGGUCAAUUGAGGUUGCCACAAUAUCAACAACGCUUUUUGUUGCUGGAAAUCUCUGCUCUUUUAGCCCCUUACGGACAGGCAAUUUUCUCAUGACAAGUUUCCUUGACACUUUUUAUUUGCUCGUAUGCAGCAUGUACGGCAAAAAAUUGACAAGUUUUCCUUGCCAAGGGUCCUUGUUCCAUAUAGCUAUAGUCAUGUCAGCUUUUGGAGAAGGAAAAUUUGUUCGUGUGUACUACGGCCGCCAAGGAAAACUUGACAAGUGUACAAGAAAUAUUUCUGUGGUUUUGGCAAACAAAAGGCGGCCUUGUCGUGAGAUAAAUGUUUAACAACACUCCCUGCACACGAGCAACAAAACUUUGUCAAUGGAAAAAUUGUCAAGGAAAACUUGUUGACUGUACACACGAGAAAGUAAACUUGUCAAUGGAAACUUGUUGACUGUACACACGAGAAAGUAAACUUGUCAAGGGAAACUUGUUGACUGUACACACGAGAAAGUAAACUUGUCAAGGGAAACUUGUUGACUGUACACACGAGAAGGUAAACUUGUCAAGGAAAACUUGUUGACUGUACACACGAGAAGGUAAACUUGUCAAGGAAAACUUGUUGACUGUACACACGAGAAAGUAAACUCGUCAAGGAAAAAAAAUAUAUAUUACUUUCUUUAAGGAGGGAGAUGUUAUAAUUAGAAUAUUGUAAUUCAGUAAAUAGUAAUUAGCAAUGCAGACUGUGGGCGUACCACAGGUAUAUAAUAGCUUGUGCACUUAGGAAUAGGGUCAGUUUAAUAAAGUAUAUAUAACGAACGGGUUCAUGUUUCAAAACAAAGGACAAGGGAAACUUGUUGACCGUACACACGAGAAGGUAAACUUGUCAAGGGAAACUUGUUGACUGUACACACGAGAAAGUAAAUUUGUCAAUGGAAACUUGUUGACUGUACACACGAGAAAGUAAACUUGUCAAGGGAAACUUGUUGACUGUACACACGAGAAAGUAAACUUGUCAAUGGAAACUUGUUGACUGUACACACGAGAAAGUAAACUUGGCAAUGGAAACUUGUUGACUGUACACACGAGAAGGUAAACCUGUCAAGGGAAACUUAUUGACUGUACACACGAGAAAGUAAACUUGGCAAGGGAAACUUGUUGACUGUACACACGAGAAAGUAAACUUGUCAAGGGAAACUUGUUGACUGUACGCACGAGAAAGUAAACUUGUCAAUGGAAACUUGUUGACUGUACACACGAGAAAGUAAACUUGUCAAGGGAAACUUGUUGACUGUACACACGAGAAAGUAAACUGUUGUCUUGUCUUUUAGGUGUCAUGCAACAGUUAUCUAAAAAGCUUACAGCAAGCAGACUUUGAUAUUUUCAACUCAAAACUACAUCAAAGAAACAAUCUUCUUCCAGUCUUGCUACUCAAAGCUUUGUGGAGCAGAAGGUUCUGA